GUAGAUAACAUAACAGAUUGUAGAUAAUAGAGUGUAGCACUGAUCUUCUAUUUGGAAAUCACAAUGAUUUUAUUCUUAUUCAGGAACAAUACAGUAAGGCCUUUAUAUAUUAGAUAAUGGUUUUAAAGUGUGGCUUUUGAUGAGAAUUAUUAAUGACAGUGCAGUUGUCCAUAUUUGAACACAUACAGAUGGCUGAAGCUCUGUUUUUUAAACAAUUUGGAUAAUAGGUAUUGACUAUUGAGGUUAUGAUAGGAAAGUGAUGUUUUUAUGUAAUCUAGAAGAACCAAUAUUUCAGACUGAAAAGGAACCAGUUGGCCUUCAACUUGUCUGGAGUCUUCAUAGUCCUCCAGUUCCAGUUCUGACUCCAAGAUGUCCAGUGACCACGACAAAGCUGUGCUGGACAGCAUCUUCAACCCCUACCUUCCUUUAGGGGAGGGUGUCAAUUUUCAAGAAACUAAACAGGAAUAUGAAACUGAAGAGGAUGAUAGUGAAUCAACAAAGGAGGCUAAGGCUCUGGAGCUGGAGGGGGUGAGAAAGGCAGAGGCUGGAGAACUAAAAACUGCACUCCAGCUUCUGACCCAAGCUCUGGAACUAGCCCCUGGGAGACCAUCCACACUGAACAACCGUGCACAAGUUUACAGGCUGGCUGCUGAUGAUUCAGCUGCUCUGGAGGACCUAACACGAGCAAUAUCUCUAAGUGAAGGGCGGACCCGAGUGGCAGCACAAGCCCUGUGUCAGAGAGCCCUGAUAUAUCGGAGGCGAGGGGACGACUCGGCAGCUCGCGAUGACUUCCAAGCUGCAGCCAGCCUCGGCAGCGAUUUCGCCAAGCAACAGCUGGUGCAGAUGAAUCCUUACGCAGCAAUGUGUAACCAAAUGUUGCGACAGGUCUUCACCAAGCUACAAUCGCCCUCUGAGAGCGCUUGACCUACAAUGUUACACUACUUUUGUAGUAGCUUUAAUCUUUCAAUAUUGAUACAGCUUGAUCUAAGAAGAGUUUAUAUUUCCUCAACAUUUCUUGACUGUAAUUGGACUUUAGUAUAGAUAAGUGAAUAAAUUUGUUGAUUUUUAUUA
Messenger RNA from Homalodisca vitripennis (glassy-winged sharpshooter), 1071 nucleotides. RefSeq names its product tetratricopeptide repeat protein 36. The coding region runs from base 370 to 924 and encodes 184 amino acids. The transcript has 5 exons. Gene Ontology annotation, molecular function: protein binding. NCBI's taxonomy places the organism in Eukaryota, Metazoa, Arthropoda, Insecta, Hemiptera, Cicadellidae. Gene Ontology annotation, biological process: cilium assembly. The record is from RefSeq and is a predicted model, not a curated record.